AUGCCUCUAAAGCCAUAUGUAAGGGGAUGUAUUUUGGUAAUAUCGCUAUCUUUGGUAACUCGAAAUAACCCAUUGAAAACGCUGGUUGCAUUCGGUGGACUUGGAUAUGUCAUAACUUCGAGCUUGAUACCCAAAUUGACUCAUAGUUUCAUGAAGAUUGGACUAAAAGGUAGAGAUAUGUCUAAGCCUCCGCCGGUAAAAGAGAUUGCAGAGUCCAUGGGAGUUGUUUCAGCAGUAACUUAUUUAUUCUUAAUGUUCUGGUUGAUACCGUUCGUUUUUUUCAAGUAUUUAAUAUCAUUUACUUCAUUAUCAAGCGACUCAUCGAUCUCAGAUAACUACAAUGAUCAGUAUCUGUCUUUGUCAGAUAACAAGUUGUUUCCUCACAAUAAGUUGGCUGCUUAUUUAAGCGCCAUGUUAUGCUUACAAAGUACAACACUUUUAGGCUUAUUUGACGAUUUGUUCGAUAUCAGAUGGCGCCACAAGUUUUUUCUACCUUGUGUUGCAUCUUUGCCUUUGUUGAUAGUGUAUUACGUCGAUUUUAGUGUAACGUCGAUAGUAGUGCCUAAUUUCAUUGGUUCGAUUCCAGGUGGAAAUUUCUUCCUUGAAAUAUUAGAUACUUGGAUUAGAUUUGGGAACCAUGCAGUAUCAUAUGUCACUGGUUUAAAAUUCAGCACCUUGUCAUCGGAUUUCGUCAUAUCCGAUACUAGUCCUAAGAUGAUGGAUUUGGGUAUCUUUUACUAUGUCUACAUGUCAGCGAUUUCAAUUUUUUCUCCAAACUCAAUAAACAUUUUGGCGGGAAUUAAUGGCCUUGAAGUUGGCCAAUCCAUAGUUCUCGCAAUCAUAUUCCUUAUAAAUGAUGCGUGCUAUCUCUUUUCAAAAGACGUCGCUCCAGCUGCUCGUGAUUCUCAUUUGUUUUCAGCUAUCUUCAUAAUUCCUUUCAUUGGUGUUUCUUUAGGUUUACUUCAGUACAAUUGGUAUCCUGCCCGCGUGUUUGUUGGAGAUACAUAUUGCUAUUUUAGCGGAAUGGUAUUCGCAAUUGUUGGAAUUUUAGGGCAUUUUUCGAAGACCUUAUUGAUUUUCUUAUUGCCACAGAUUAUCAAUUUUAUUUAUUCAGCCCCGCAGAUAUUUGGAGUAGUUCCUUGUCCAAGACAUCGUUUACCGAAGUUCAAUUCGCAGGAUGGUUUGAUGUAUCCAAGCUUUGGGGAAUUGACGAAAAAAUCAAUGAUUUCACUGACUUUAUUGAAUACAUUAAACAAAUUCUAUUUGAUAAAAUUAGAAAGAGAUAAAAAUCUGAAUAAAAUUAAGUUUUCAAAUAUGACAAUCAUUAAUCUAUUUCUUGUCUGGUUUGGCCCUAUGAGAGAAGACUCGUUGUGUGUACUUAUUCUCAUUCUACAACUCUUUAUUGGGCUCAGCAUGAUCCUUGUUAGACAUACUCUAGGGCCCUGGCUUUUUGGGUACGAUAAUUUAAGCUUCGGAGUGAAAUGA
Priceomyces carsonii is the source of this 1485-nucleotide messenger RNA. RefSeq names its product UDP-N-acetylglucosamine--dolichyl-phosphate N-acetylglucosaminephosphotransferase (gene ALG7). Gene Ontology annotation, biological process: dolichol-linked oligosaccharide biosynthetic process; protein N-linked glycosylation. Bases 1 to 1485 code for a protein of 494 amino acids. The record is from RefSeq and is a predicted model, not a curated record. Gene Ontology annotation, molecular function: UDP-N-acetylglucosamine-dolichyl-phosphate N-acetylglucosaminephosphotransferase activity. Gene Ontology annotation, cellular component: membrane. NCBI's taxonomy places the organism in Eukaryota, Fungi, Ascomycota, Pichiomycetes, Serinales, Debaryomycetaceae. The transcript has a single exon.